Molecule: messenger RNA, 191 nt
Organism: Closterium sp. Naga37s-1
Lineage: Eukaryota; Viridiplantae; Streptophyta; Zygnematophyceae; Desmidiales; Closteriaceae
Source: the annotation of a GenBank genome assembly
CAUUCCGCCGCCACUCCCUUCCCCCUUUCCCUCUCCCCCCCACAGCGUUCCGCCGCCAAUCCCUUCCCGUCCUCCCUCUCCCCCCCACAGCGACCGUCGAUGUUUCCGCGCCAGGGAGCCGCGACGAGGCAGCGUGGCGGGGAAGGGCGACGGGGAAGGCAGUGGCAGGUCGAGGGGCCGACGGGGGGUAA